AUGACUUCCCGUCAGAACAUCAGCUCUGGCUCUGCCUUUGAAGAGCUCAUCGGAUAUUCACGAGCUGUCGUGACUGGCGAUUGGGUUUUUGUCAGCGGUACCACUGGUUAUGAUUACAAGACUGGGGAGCUUUCGUCAGAUGUUGCCGAGCAGGCCGACCAGACCAUGACCAACAUUGCUGCCGCAUUGAAGGAUGCUGGUGCUUCGGUCUCCGAUGUCGUUCGUGUUCACUAUAUCCUCCCUGACCGCGAUGACUUUCCGAAGACCUGGCCAGUGUUGAAGAAGUGGUUUGGCGAUGUUCGUCCUGCUGCAACCAUGAUCCAGUCCUCAUUGAUGAAGGAGGAGAUGAAGAUUGAGAUUGAAGUUACCGCGAGAAUUGGCUGUGGGAUUAAGAAGGAUUAG
Fusarium tjaetaba is the source of this 402-nucleotide messenger RNA. Its product is annotated as brt1. NCBI's taxonomy places the organism in Eukaryota, Fungi, Ascomycota, Sordariomycetes, Hypocreales, Nectriaceae. The transcript is spliced from 2 exons. The record is from RefSeq and is a predicted model, not a curated record. The coding region runs from base 1 to 402 and encodes 133 amino acids.